Cimex lectularius (bed bug) is the source of this 2562-nucleotide messenger RNA. RefSeq names its product alpha,alpha-trehalose-phosphate synthase [UDP-forming]. Gene Ontology annotation, biological process: trehalose biosynthetic process. Bases 113 to 2431 code for a protein of 772 amino acids. Gene Ontology annotation, cellular component: cytosol; alpha,alpha-trehalose-phosphate synthase complex (UDP-forming). Gene Ontology annotation, molecular function: catalytic activity. The transcript is spliced from 13 exons. Lineage: Eukaryota; Metazoa; Arthropoda; Insecta; Hemiptera; Cimicidae. The record is from RefSeq and is a predicted model, not a curated record.
CUCGAGUUCCCCUCCGGCUGAAGGAUGCACGACUAUAACCAGGGGAUUAGUAAAUUCGGAAGUUGUGCAAAUUAAACGGAUACUGCGCUAGCAACGAUCGGGCGUAGACACCAUGGCCGAACCGGCUAGCAAUCUUCUGGUCCUUUCAAACCGGCUACCAUUCGUCCUCAAGUUCAACAAGGACGGCAAAUUGGAGAGAAAUUCGAGCGCAGGAGGUUUGGUGACAGCGGUAGCUCCAGUCGUGAUUGAGAAUGAUGGAAUUUGGGUUGGAUGGCCUGGUGCGUUGUACACUGAAGGUUCUUCCAUUCCUGAAUCGAAUCCUGACGACAAAUCUCCCUCGGCUCAGCUCAAGAGCAAAAAUAUAAUCCCAGUUGCAUUGGCUCCCUCGAUGUACCAGAGCUACUACAACGGAUGCUGUAACGAAACCUUCUGGCCACUCUUCCAUUCCAUGCCAGACCGAGCUACGUUUGCAGUUGACUACUGGAAGUCCUAUUCCAAAGCCAAUAAGAUAUUUGCAGAGAAAACAUUCGAAGGUUUACAGAGACUGAGUGGAAACAACGGUGACCCCCUGAUCUGGGUGCAUGACUAUCAUCUGAUGCUAGCACCUCUUUUUAUAAGAAAACAAGCGAAGUUGAAGGAAAUUCAUUUUAAACUGGCAUUCUUUUUACACAUCCCAUUCCCACCUUGGGAUAUCUUCAGGUUGUUCCCUUGGUCGGAUAAGAUUCUUCAAGGCAUCUUAUCAUGCGAUCUUGUUGGAUUCCACACCUAUGAUUAUUCAAUCAAUUUUAUUGACUGCUGUAACCGACGACUGGGUUGCAGAAUUGACCGGUCCGAAAUGCUGGUAGAGCAUGGCGGUCGGUCGGUGAAGGUAUGUCCUCUUCCGAUUGGAAUUCCGUUUGAACGCUUUUCUAGCUUGGCAGAAAAGGCACCAAAACUGUCGAACCGAACGAUCAUACUCGGCGUCGACAGGCUUGAUUACACCAAAGGGCUACCCCAACGGUUGAAAGCCUUUGAAAUGCUUUUGGCCAACUAUCCUGAACACAUUGAAAAGGUAGAAAUGCUGCAAAUAGCAGUACCCUCGAGGACUGAUGUGAAAGAAUAUCAAGACUUGAAAUUAGAAAUGGACCAGCUUGUCGGACGAAUCAAUGGAAGAUUUACAACUCCUAACUGGUCCCCUAUAAGAUAUAUCUAUGAUACUGUAUCUCAAGAUAUACUGGCUGGAUUUUACAGGGAUGCUGCUGUAGCUUUUAUUACACCUCUUCGUGAUGGUAUGAAUCUAGUAGCCAAAGAAUAUGUGGCUUGUCAAGUGAACUCUCCUCCAGGAGUGCUCAUUAUAUCACCAUUUGCCGGAGCAGGAGAGUCCAUGAAUGAAGCAAUAAUCUGCAACCCCUAUGAACUGAAAGCGGCAUCGGAAGCUCUCCACCGCGCCCUCACCAUGCCUGAGGAUGAGAGGAUUCUUCGAAUGAAUUAUCUAAGAAAAAGGGAGCAGAAAAGAGAUGUGAAGUACUGGCUCAACAAAUUUAUGGAUGAAAUGGAACAACUGAAUGAGGGAAAUGGCAAGCUUAGUAGGGUCAUACAACCUAUUACUCUAGAAGAAUUUGAUAAAUAUUUUGCUAAGGAGGACUUCCAGAAUAAAAAGUUGGCUCUGCUUCUUGAUUAUGAUGGAACACUUGCUCCUAUAUCACCACAUCCGGAUCUUGCAAUUUUGCCAGAACCUACCAAGCAACUUUUACAAAAGUUGGCAAACCAUCCUGAUAUCCAUAUUUCCAUCAUCUCAGGUAGGAAGAUUGACAAUUUGAAAAUGAUGGUUGGAAUUGAGAAUAUUACUUAUGCUGGCUCACAUGGCCUCGAUAUCAUCCAUCCUGAUGGAACCAAAUUUACACACCCCAUGCCCGCUGAGUAUGAAAAUAAGGCAAAGAGCUUACUGAAACACCUUCAGGAUCAGGUCUGCAAAGAUGGCGCGUGGGUUGAAAAUAAAGGCGUUUACCUCACGUUCCACUAUAGAAAUACACCGAUAGAUGCCCAACCUGAGCUUCUCUCCAAAGCACAAGACCUAAUUGAAAAAGAAGGAUUUGUCGUUAGCCAUGCGCAUUCUGCAAUUGAAGCGAAGCCUCCUAUCAACUGGAACAAAGGCCGUGCGGCCAUUUACAUCCUCAGGACUGCCUUUGGCCUAGACUGGAGCGAACGGAUCAGCAUCAUCUUUGCAGGUGAUGAUGUAACAGAUGAAGAUGCUAUCCAGGUGCUAAAAGGAAUGGCUUAUACGUUCCGAGUGACAAAUGACUUGCAGGUCAAGACUGAUGCAGAUGUACGCCUGUCAUCUAUCGACAGCAUCUAUACGCUCUUGUGCUGGGUGGAACGCCGAUUUGUCCUUUCUUCAGAAAAAAAAGAAAUCUCCUCUUCCCCGGCCAAGAAACCACUGGUUGAAAAGUAAAACGCUAAAUUCCAAAGACUGAGAAGAGAUCCGUUUAUUUUUCGACUCCAAUUUAUUGAGAAAUUCAAUAGCAUAUCAUUCCAUAAAAAAAAUGUAAAAGGUUUGUAAAGUAAAUUUAAAUGAUUUCAGUA